GGAUGUCUUGGCAUCCUGUGUUAUUGUUAUAAUGAGUGUCUGAACAGUGUUCGUUUCGUGCAGUGUGACACCAUGACUAGGUGUGGGAGGGAGCUGUACUCCUCAGUGGCAGCACUGUGAUAGCAUUACUGUAGUGGUUCCCCAUGGUGAUAAUUUUGAUACCCGGGUCUUUGCCCCUACCUGCCCCUACGGCCAGUGGUAAUGCCCCGGUGGAAGCGCGCCCAAGGGAUACCUUCUUGUGGCUCAUCUUAGUGGUGGUGACCCGAACCUGUGCCCUCCCCUAAGGUGAUGUCCCGAGGUGUCUAAAAGGCUGUUUCCAUGAGGAAGACAUUCCCUCCUAAAGUGAUGCCAUUUUCCAAUCCUAUCUCUUGGUCAUGGUGUUCCCUGCAGUUGGUGUCUCCAUUGGUGGCAGUAACUAGUUGCUGAUAUCAGGGCUGGUGGUGGCUGCCAUGGCAGCACCAUUAGUGGAACUUGAACCUGCCCCUGAGGCUGAAGCACCAGUUGAAGUCAUGACGGAUGCAGCAGAAACAGAGAUGGUAGUUCCAGAUGUCCGUGAGGAGGCUGCCCUUGCUGAGGAAGUUGCAGUCCUCUCGGAUGCAAAACAUCCUCCCUUCAUUGCCAUCUUUGUGAAAACUGAUGUGGCAGAGAAGACUCCUACUGGGGAUAUUUCUGGCCCUGUUGAAGCUCCUAUUAUUGAAGAGGCACCUGUUUUGGCAGAAGAGAUUCCUGUAGAAGAAACUGUUGCCCCAGUUGUUGAAACAUUUGCUGUGGAGGCUCCUGCCCUUCCAGAGGAAACAGUUGUCCUUGAAGAAGCAGAUGCUUUUGUGGAAGAUACUCCUGUUGUUCUUGUGGAAACUAAUUCCCUCACAGAAGAGACUGAGGUUCCUGCAAGCGAGAUUUCAGUCAUCUCUCAAGCACCAGUCAUAGUGGAGACUCCAACUCUUACUGAAGAGACUGUUGUUACACAGGAACUUUCUGCUCCUGUAGAAGAGACUCCUGUUCUAGUGGAAGAGGCUCUUGCUCCUGUAGAAGAGACCCUUUCCCUUGUAGAAGAGGCUGUGGCUCCUGUGGAGAUCCCAGUCAUCCCACAGGCAUCAGUCAUUGUUGAGACUCCUGCACUUGAAGAAACUUUUGCCACUCAGGAAUUCUCUGCUCCAGUAGAAGAGAGUCCUGCUCCUGCAGAGGAAGCACCAGUUCUUGUAGAGGAGACUGUAGCUCAUGCAGAAGAAACAGCAGUUCUCAUGGAUGAGACAGCUGCUCCUUUGGAAGAGACAGUAGUUCAUGUGGAAGAGACAGUAGUUCCUGCAGAAGAGACAGCAGCCCUUGCAGAAGAGACAGUACUUCAUGUAGAAGAGACAGCAGCUCCUGCAGAAGAGACAGCAGCCACCGCAGAAGAGACAGUAGCUCUUGCAGAAGAGACAGCAGCCCCCACUGAAGAAAUGGCAGCUCCCGCAGAUGAGACAGUAGCUCUUGUAGGAGAGACAGUAGCUCUUGUAGAAGAGACAGUAGCUCCUGUAGAAGAGACAGUAGCUCCUGUAGAAGAGACAUUAGCUCCUGCAGAAGAGACAGCAGCUCCUGCAGAAGAGACAGCAGCUCCUGCAGAAGAGACAGCAGCUCCUGCAGAAGAGGCAGUAAACCCUGUGGAGGAGACAGCAGCUCCAGCAGAAGAGACAGCAGCUCCAGCAGAAGAGACAGUAGCUCCAGCAGAAGAGACAGUAGCUCCUGCAGAAGAGACAGCAGCUCCUGCAGAAGAGGCAGCAAACCUUGUGGAGGAAACAGCAGCUCCAGCAGAAGAGACAGUAACUCCAGCACAAGAGACAGCAGCUCCAGCAGAAGAGACAGCAGCUCCUGCAGAAGAGACAGCAGCUCCUGCAGAAGAGACAGCAGCUCCUGCAGAAGAAAUAGCAGCUCCUGCAGAAGAAAUAGCAGCUCCUGCAGAAGAGACAGCAGCCCCUGCAGAAGAGACAGGAGCUCCUGCAGAAGAAACAGCACCUCCUGCAGAAGAGACAGCAGCCAUGGUGGAAGAGACAAUAGCUCGUGUAGAAGAGACAGCAGUACCCAUGGAAGAAGAAACACUUGCUGUUGAAGAGACAGCAUCUCCUGCAGAAGAGACAGUAGCUCUUGUAGAAGAAGUGGCAGCUCCUGUUGAAGAUAUUGUAUCUCCUGUGGAAGAGACAGCAGUCCUUGUAGAAGAUACAGCAGCUCCUAUAGAAGGAGUAGUAGCUCAGGUAGAAGACAUAGCAGCCCCCAUGGAAGAGACAGUUGUCCUUGCAGAAGAGACACCAGUCCCUGCAGAAGAGACUCCUGCCUUUGUAGAAGAGAUUGCAGUCCUUGCAGAAAAAACACCUGCACCUGUAAGUGAGUCUUUUGUCCAUGUCAUGGCUAGUCCUAAUACCAACCAGUUCCCCUUGAGAGAUGUCAUCCAUCCAAGUACUUCAGCCUCAGAAGUAAGACAGCUGGUGGCAGCAAGGCCUCAAGUGUUGUCUGUGGGCCCAUUUGCCUCUGUUCCAGCUCCCCAAAAUCGGUUACACCACUCAGUGCCAUCCACUCAUCACACUCAUGGACUGCAUUUUGCUCCAUCAAGGCCAUUCACUCACAGUUUUCAUCAGGUUCAGGCUCCAGUGGCCCAGCCUGACCCCAUAUCCCUAGUGCCACCACAGUUCAGGGCAUUUAUCUUCCCAAAUGAUGCACCUGAUGUACUGGCUGCUAAGAUCAACUUUUUCCAGCAUUAUUCAGCUCGUGUCCCACAAAGGCAUGUGUUUGGUUAAAUUGGCUGUUUGAGGCUGAGUGAUGGUAAAGCAGGACAAAUCAUACAUGUCAAGGAAAAGUUGUAAGAGCAUAUACUCAGUCUAGGAACAGCAGCACAGUUGUUGACAUUCCUAUGCAUUGCAUAUAGACAUAGUACUCAUAUAUGCACGAGUUACAUGAAGUUUGACAGAUUCUGAGUUUCUCUUAAUUUUUAUCAAAUCAAGAAUGCAUGUUUGAAAUAUUUUUUUGACUGGUGCUAAUAUGUACAUUGAUUAUUGUAAUUGGUAUCAUCUCAGAAAACUCAUUCAUUACUCAGCAGUAAGAAAUUUGCGUUCUGACAAUGAUGUCAGUUUCCUUUAUCAGUAGUACUGUGAUAUCAAGACAUACUUUGCAUUAGGGUUCCUCUUUUUACCUAAGUAUUUUGAAAUGAGGCAUUGUGCAUGUAGAUGAUGUGUGGAAUGAUUUGUUUUCUCUGUGGCUGUAUAUAUGUUGCUUGUGUGUACAUAGCAGCAAGGAGGAGCAAGGGAGGAGCAGCCACUCUAGUCGAUGGUGCAAGGCAAGGCCUGUUGUCAAGCUUCUGACUCACUAUUGUUAGAUUCUGCUGUUUAUUUAUUUAUUAAAACUUUGCUUGGCUGAAGAAAAGAUUUAUAGCUUAGAAUUGUGAAAAUAUAAAAGUGAAAAAUGUAUAUCUUAUGUAUUCUAAGCUAGUGAAUUGUUGGUGAGCCAGAAGGUGUCAGGGCCUCAGAGCGGUGGUGCAGUACAAAGACGUCUCGUACAUGUUCUAACUAACUGUAGUGGUAACACUGGAGAUGGGACUCCCUCAUAGCAAUCCCAGUUGAUUCACUAGAAAGCCUGCAGAACACUCCCUUUUCAGUAAUGCUCAAUCUUUUCUACUUUUUUGGCUGUUAGUGAUAGAUAUUGCAAUUAUAGUCCUAUGCUGUCUUCCUUAAUUCUUUCUAACUCUUGAAAUCUAUAAAAACUGAAAAUAAAUAUUUGAUCAUUUUAAGCACUUUAUCCCUUUUUAGGACAAAACCUUUGAUUAAAUGUAUUAUCGAGCAAAAUUUUAAAGUCAAUAGGAAAAAGCAAUUUGUAUAUUCAUGGCCAUAAGCCAUCACCCUGUCAUCUUCCUUAGUUGCUUGGUUUCAAUCUCUGUUCUUUACUAGGUAUAUUUUUGAAAUAAAUGUACUUCAUA
Molecule: messenger RNA, 3940 nt
Organism: Scylla paramamosain (green mud crab)
Lineage: Eukaryota; Metazoa; Arthropoda; Malacostraca; Decapoda; Portunidae
Product: zonadhesin-like
Exons: 2
Coding region: 450-2768 (772 amino acids)
Biological process (GO): signal transduction
Cellular component (GO): membrane
Source: RefSeq, a predicted model, not a curated record